This is a messenger RNA of Chelonoidis abingdonii (Abingdon island giant tortoise), 840 nucleotides long. It is a transcript of the gene LBX2, whose product is annotated as ladybird homeobox 2. The record is from RefSeq and is a predicted model, not a curated record. Gene Ontology annotation, cellular component: nucleus. Lineage: Eukaryota; Metazoa; Chordata; Testudines; Testudinidae. Gene Ontology annotation, molecular function: DNA-binding transcription factor activity, RNA polymerase II-specific; sequence-specific double-stranded DNA binding. Gene Ontology annotation, biological process: regulation of transcription by RNA polymerase II.
AUGACCUCCGCCAAGGAAGGGAAGGUGGAGGCCCCCCUCUUGUACCCCGCCAGCCAGGAGAGGCGGAGGAGCCCGCUGGACCAGCUGCCGCCCCCGGCCAACUCCAACAAGCCGCUGACCCCGUUCAGCAUCGAGGACAUCCUGAGCAAGCCGUCGGUGAGGAAAGCGCCCGCCGGGCCCUGCGCCCCUUCGCCCCGGCUGCUGGACAAAGCGGGCGGCUCCGGAGCGCCCCGGAGCGGCGUGCCUGCCCCGUCCUCCCCGCUCUGCGCCCUGGAGGAGCUGGCCAGCAAAACUUUCCAGGGGCUGGAGGUGAACGUGCUGCAGGCUGCGGAAGGUCGCGACCCGCUGGGCGCCUUCGGGCCGCGGCCGGCCAGCAAGAAGCGGCGGAAGUCGCGCACGGCCUUCACCAACCACCAGCUCUACGAGCUGGAGAAGCGCUUCCUCUUCCAGAAGUACCUGGCGCCGGCGGACCGCGACCACCUGGCGCAGCAGCUGGGCCUGAGCAACGCGCAGGUCAUCACCUGGUUCCAGAACCGCCGCGCCAAGCUCAAGCGGGACCUGGAGGAGAUGAAGGCGGACGUGGAGUCGCUCAAGAAGCUGCCGCCGGCCGCACUAGAGAGCCUGGCGGGCCUGGCCGAGCCUGGCGAGCACCCGGGCCCCGAGCCCUGCUCCGAGGAGGAGAUCGAGGUGGACGACUAGGGGCAGGGGCCAGCGCCCGGGGCCCGCGGCAGGGACCCCCCAGGCAGCCGGCUUUGGGGGCCAGGCCGGGCCCCCGCCUGCCCCCUCUGAACUGAGAGCCCGGGAUUUACCAAAUACACCUCACUGAGGGGGGGGGCGUGC